Molecule: messenger RNA, 1305 nt
Organism: Gossypium raimondii (Peruvian cotton)
Lineage: Eukaryota; Viridiplantae; Streptophyta; Magnoliopsida; Malvales; Malvaceae
Product: dof zinc finger protein DOF2.1
Exons: 2
Coding region: 124-1098 (324 amino acids)
Biological process (GO): regulation of DNA-templated transcription
Molecular function (GO): DNA binding; DNA-binding transcription factor activity
Source: RefSeq, a predicted model, not a curated record
UGAUUGGUGAUUGUGUAGAUAUGGGUCAAAGAUUUUUAUAAUUAAUGCCUUCUCUCUAAUAGGAAAGUUGAUAAAUAUCAAUUCAACCCGAAUCUACAUAAAAUUAAAAUAAUUAAUAAAGCUAUGGGGGGGAGGGCCUCUGGUUUAUAUAUAUUAAGGUCAGUGGGAGGGGACGCUAUUCUUCUUCUUUCACUUUCCUUUGAGUUGUUUAGACCUAAAACAAAAACUCUCUUCUUCACUACCAUCUCUCUCUAUCGGAGAAUUCGCCUGUUGAAUUUUGCUUUCCUUUUUGUUGCAUGUAUGGAUCCUUCCAGAGGACUACACCAGGAGAUGGGGAACCCUUUCUCGGAAAACAUGAUGGUUAACUCAAAAGGACAGCAGCAGCAGGAAAGAAAAGCAAGGCCUCAACCAGAAGAAGCGCUUAAGUGCCCAAGAUGUGAAUCCACCAACACCAAGUUCUGCUAUUACAACAACUACAGCCUUUCUCAGCCAAGGUAUUUCUGCAAGUCAUGCAGGAGGUAUUGGACCAAAGGCGGCAAUCUCAGGAAUGUUCCCGUGGGCGGCGGCUGUAGGAAGAACAAGAGAUCAUCUUCAAAGAGGACCCAAGAUCACGCUUUCACACCCAGUACCAACCCACUCAUCACUCCCCACCACCACCCUAUCCCACCUUUGACUUAUGACAUGGACACCAAUGACCUCACCUUGGCCUUUGCUACCGUCCAAAAACAAUCUACUAGUGGGCAGCAGUUAGGGUUUGAUGAUCAUGAUGGCGACCUUUCUAUUUUUGGAAACCCUAGCUUUAAUGGUAAUGCACUCACAAGCAGCUUUCUCGGGAACCACGGCAAUCUUCAGAGUUAUUGCUAUGACAACAUUGGGAUGGGGGGUGCAGCCACGGGUCUCAAUGGGGAAACCAUGCUGCCUUACAAUAAUCAAGAAAUGAUUGAUUCAACAAUGGCAAUGGGACAAGACAGUGAGAACAGAGUGUUAUGGGGUUUGCCUUGGCAACUCAUUGCAGCAGAUAAUAACAUGGUGGGCUUGGGUGAUCUUGAUUUAGUAAGAGAUAACUGGAAUGGACUCCUUAAUACCCCCCUAAUGUAAAAAAAAAAAAAAAACAUGACAAUGAUGCUGUUUGUUUUUUUUUCUUCCCCUUAUUGUCUGCAAUCUGCAAGAAGUAAACAAAGGCAUAGACUUUACUCAUAGUAUUUCAGUGUUUUUCUUUUUAAAAGGUGACAGUUCAAAUUUGAUUGUUAACCAAAUCAACGCAAUUGCAGAAGAAAUUAAAUAUAAUUUCCAUUUUGGAUUUCA